AAGUCUCUGCUCCGUUCACUCUUCCACCGCUACCCGGUCGCCCCGAAAAGAACCUCGCCGCCACCCAGAGCAGUCCGGAUCACAAGCCUCAGACCCGAUUGGCUGCGACGCACAACCCCCAGGACGCUGAUUGCAGGUGUGGUGAUGGCUUCAUAUCAGCUCUGGUCUCCAUGGACAUCAUUGGAUGAGAGCUUGCAAUGGAUUAGACGUGCCACUCCUAGACCCUGCAGCAGACAUCCCCUCCCAGCACAUACUCUAUAUGUGAACAGCUAUGAGUUAUGGAUGAAGCCAGGGCGAAAAGGUGCAGCGGCUGACAGAGAUCGAUACACGGGAAUCAUAGCACCUCAGCCACUUCCUCUCCGGGGCCUCGAUGUUGUCUUUGGCAGAUUCCUCACUGCUCAGCCUCCCAUGCGGUGCAGCUCUCUCUGCAUAUCUGAUAACUCAGCAUUUUUAAGAGUCAUCAGCAGUGAACAGGAACAACUGCCUUUAGGAUUCAAGGAAACUAACAUAACAAGAGCCAUCCACAUAUAUAAACAGCUGUUGUUUGCCAUCCUCCUACUCUAUACAAUUCACACAAAUUGUGCCUUUAAAAUACAUCACUCUUAAGGUAUAACUCUAAUUAAAAUAUCAGCUGUGAAGCCCCUUGCUUGUGUCUAAACAUA
Messenger RNA from Hyla sarda, 662 nucleotides. It is a transcript of the gene FANCD2OS, whose product is annotated as FANCD2 opposite strand. The record is from RefSeq and is a predicted model, not a curated record. The coding region runs from base 145 to 606 and encodes 153 amino acids. Lineage: Eukaryota; Metazoa; Chordata; Amphibia; Anura; Hylidae. The transcript is spliced from 2 exons.